AUGAAUCCUCUCAAGUGCGCCUUUGGUGUCACUUCUGAAAAAUUUCUUGGCUUCAUCGUAAGGCAUCGAGGAGUACCUCCUACAUCCGCUUGUACUAAAGGCACCAAUUCCAGUCUUCGCAACAAAGAGCUAAGACAUUAUAUGCUUGCACAUGUUAUUCAUUUGAUCUCAAGGGCGUAUCAACUUAAAUUCAUCAUGUCAAGACUAGUCUUAUCCGGAAGAUUAGCAAAGUGGGCGCUUCUGCUAUCAGAGUUUGAUAUUACUUUUGUACCUCAAAAGGCUAUAAAAGGACAAGCUUUAGCGGAUUUCCUAGCGGACUAUCCGAUUCCAGCAGAGUGGGAGCUUCCAGAAGAAUUUUCGGAUGAAGAAGUCUUUUUCACUGAUGUAAUACCAUCAUGGAAAUUAUUCUUUGAUGGUGCUGCACGAAAAUAUGGUGCAGGAGCUGGGGUAGUUUUCGUUACCCCUCAAAAUGAAGUCAUGCCUUUCUCCUUUACAUUGAUGGAGAUGUGUUCCAACAAUGUGGCGGAAUAUCAAGCCUUGAUAAUUGGCUUGGAAAUGGCUUUAGAGAUGCUGCUCGGACAACUUGAAGUUUUUGGAGAUUCUAAGUUGGUUAUUAAUAAACUUUUAUCAAAAUAUGAAGUCCGGAAGAGCAAUUUAAUUCCUUACCAAAAACAUGCGGCAAAGCUCUUGGAAAAAUUUGACAUGGUUAAUAUUAUUCAUGUCCCAAGGAAUGAAAAUUGA
Molecule: messenger RNA, 741 nt
Organism: Tripterygium wilfordii
Lineage: Eukaryota; Viridiplantae; Streptophyta; Magnoliopsida; Celastrales; Celastraceae
Exons: 3
Coding region: 1-741 (246 amino acids)
Molecular function (GO): RNA-DNA hybrid ribonuclease activity; nucleic acid binding
Source: RefSeq, a predicted model, not a curated record